This is a messenger RNA of Pseudomyrmex gracilis, 5572 nucleotides long. RefSeq names its product serine/threonine-protein kinase MARK2-like. The record is from RefSeq and is a predicted model, not a curated record. Gene Ontology annotation, cellular component: cytoplasm. NCBI's taxonomy places the organism in Eukaryota, Metazoa, Arthropoda, Insecta, Hymenoptera, Formicidae. Gene Ontology annotation, molecular function: ATP binding; tau-protein kinase activity; protein serine/threonine kinase activity. Bases 352 to 3411 code for a protein of 1019 amino acids. The transcript has 15 exons. Gene Ontology annotation, biological process: protein phosphorylation; microtubule cytoskeleton organization; intracellular signal transduction.
UCACUCGAGAAAUGGAUCCUCAGUUCCUCGCUUAACCGGCUGUCGUCUAGUCUCUCUUUCGUUUUUUACGUGAUCGACAUUUUUUGACCGAAAGACAGAGAGGAAGAGAAAAAAAAAGAGAAACUAAAACCGUUCGAGCAGCGUCGUCGAUCGAUUCGGCAAGUAAAUCGAUGUUGAAGACUUGCACUCGGCGCGUAUCUGCGCGAUCUACGAACAAUCGUCGCGCGACGUGAUCAAAGCGGAAAAUCUCCGACGAAGAAGCAUCAGCAUCAGCAGCAGCGGUGCGCGUCUCCGUUGCUUACCCACAAGUGAAACUGCCACAAUCGAGCACAAAGAGAGAUCAUCGUCGUCAUGAACGAUCGGGAUAGUCCGUUUGUGCGCACGCAGGCUAGCAGAAGCCUGAUUCGGCCGCAGGCGAGCGCGCGUAAGUUUAUGGCGCCGUCUCCCGCGGAGAGGGCGAGCCAUCAGCUGGUGAACCGACACAUCGCUAAUGAGUCGGAAACCACGACGAGCCCGACGAGCAUGCAGAAGCGCCUGUCGGCGCCGCAUGCGCCCCUGGAGAGCCUGAAGCAGUGGGAACUGGUUGAGGACGGCAAGGGUCUGCAGGUGGUUGAGAAGCGAGCGGUUGCGCCGAACCCGAUCAGACCCAGAGACGCCGCGCCAGUUCCGGCAAGUCCGUUGCCACACGGUCGAGGAGCUGUCUUUGCUUCCGGAAGAAAGAAUCCUAAUAUCGUAAUGGACGCGAAUCUGGAGGAAAAACUUCGGGUCUUCAACGAGUCGAAGAUCAUCCAACCGAUCGGACUUCCGCUCAAUCAGCGGGAAUCGUCCGCUGCUUCAUCGACCGAGUCGAAAGCGUCGCUUAGUCUCGAUUUGAUUCUGAAACAACAGCGAGCGAACUCGUCGACGGUCGAGAGCAUCGACAUGCUCCAGCGAUUGGAGCAGCAAGUCAAGGCGAUCGAGAUGGGCACGAUCGCCGCUAGGACGACGCGCCAGUUGGAAAACAGUUCGGACUUCGGACCGGAAGUGCAACUCAGAUACCGGGAGCACGAGGAUCUGCUGCGGAACGUGACCGACGACGAAGCCGACGGGGCCUCGCCGUUGCAUCGGGGAGACGCGACGCGGAAUUCUACCGGAAAUGCCUGCAUCGCGCCGAAAAAACCCGCCGUCAAGUUGUCCAGAACUGCGUCGGACACGCGACGGGGACAGGAAACGGAGAUGAGAGCGCAAUCAAGGAUGCCGCAAACUCGCGCGCUCAUCCGACCGAUCGUUACGAAGAAGGAACAGCGUCAACAGCAGCAACAGCAGAACAACGCGGUCACCACGAGGCCGUUGUCGGACAUUUUGCAGAAGGGUAUUCCGAGCGAAAAGGAGACGGGAGAUGGCGUAGUAGGAGGGGUAGUGGGAGGAGGUCGGCUCUCUUCGAGGAGUCGGACCUCCGAGGAACCUCACAUUGGCAAGUACAAAUUACUGAAAACCAUCGGCAAAGGUAAUUUCGCCAAGGUGAAACUUGCUAAGCACGUGCCUACGGGGAAAGAGGUGGCCAUCAAGAUAAUCGACAAGACUCAAUUAAAUCCUGGUAGUCUUCAAAAGUUGUUCCGAGAAGUGAGGAUAAUGAAGAUGCUCGACCAUCCGAACAUAGUGAAGUUAUUCCAAGUAAUCGAGACUGAAAAGACGCUGUACCUGGUAAUGGAGUACGCGAGCGGUGGCGAGGUCUUCGACUACUUGGUACUACACGGAAGGAUGAAGGAGAAGGAGGCGAGGGCGAAGUUCAGGCAGAUAGUUUCUGCUGUGCAAUACUGCCAUCAAAAGAAGAUAAUUCACAGGGACUUAAAAGCCGAGAACCUGUUGCUCGAUAGUGAAAUGAAUAUCAAGAUUGCCGAUUUCGGUUUUAGCAAUGAAUUCACACCUGGUAACAAGUUAGACACAUUUUGCGGCUCGCCGCCGUACGCCGCGCCGGAACUCUUUCAAGGGAAAAAGUACGACGGUCCUGAAGUGGAUGUGUGGUCGUUGGGCGUAAUCUUGUAUACCCUGGUGUCCGGCUCACUGCCUUUCGAUGGUUCGACGUUAAGGGAAUUGAGGGAAAGAGUAUUAAGAGGGAAAUAUAGAAUCCCGUUUUAUAUGUCUACCGACUGUGAAAACCUUCUCAAGAAAUUCUUGGUGCUCAACCCGACGAAGAGAGCCUCAUUAGAGAGCAUAAUGAAAGACAAGUGGAUGAACGUGGGAUAUGAAGACGACGAAUUAAAACCGUACUUAGAACCUGAACCGGAUUACAGAGACCACAAGAGGAUAGGUGAGUCUGCCAAGGCUCUGGCCAGUUUGGGAUACACUCGAAGUGAAAUAGAAGAUUCCUUAGGACAAGCAAAAUACGAUGACGUGUUUGCCACGUAUUUGCUAUUGGGCAGAAAAACGACGGAUCCUGAAAGCGACGGUUCACGGUCAGGCAGUUCGCUGUCGCUGCGUAACAUUCCACCUCAAGUCAGCUCAGGUGGCGGAGGAGGAAGCAGCGGAGGAACAGGUGGCGCGGUACAGAGUCCAUCGCACAGAGGUGUUCACAGAAGUAUUUCUGCUAGCAAUCCAAAACCUAGUAGACGGGCCUCAUCUGGUGGUGAAACUCUUCGAGGCGCACCUAGUCCAGGUAAUGCAACGAAUCACAAUCACGCGACUGCGGUGACUGGCGCGACUGUAACCGGAAGCGGCGGUAGCAAUUUUAAGCGACAAAACACUGUGGACGCAGCCACGAUCAAGGAAAAUAGCGCUCGUGUUUCUGCAAGCCGGCCCUCCGCACCUAAAAACAGUCAACCACCCGGACAAUUAGAUACCAUGACGAUGUUCAUUCUAGGCGUGGGUACAAGUCCUGGUGGUAAGACAAGGGUAGGCAAGAGCAACACAAUGAACGCAGGGGUAGGUGGUGGUCGGCCUCUCACCUCACCUGCUCCUGGUUCUGUUGGUCGACGUAGUACCAUCUCCUAUGAUCAAGCGAAAACGUCAUCUUCAUCUACCGAAAGAACCAACGAAGUGCCCAGCCUGGGCGAGGGCACUAGACCGACGCGGGGUCACACCAAGUCUGCGAGCAUCAGUGCAGGUCACCGUUCCUCAAGUGGCGUACCCCCCAGCGACCAUUCACUACUGGACCCUCAACCACGCAACGCCCACAACUCCUUACUCGCCACUGCUGACCCUCUUAGGCAGAGUUUGGGUGUGUGCACAAGUAACAGACUGGCCACAGCCACUACGCCAGCAUUUCCACGGAAUGUUCCGAGUCGCAGUACGUUCCAUUCUGGCCAAAAUAGAGCACAGCGAAAUCACACUCAGGGUCACACGCAAACGCAGGACACAAAUGCAAUUAGCCCACUAGCAAGGCCGUCCUUUUUCUCGAAAUUAUCCUCGAAGUUCUCCAAACGAUUUUUUUAAAGUGAAGGAUGAAGUCUCGCCUUGUUUCCCCCGAGCUGAAAUGAGAGCGAGCGGCAUGCAAGAUAUAUCGCGCCAUGGCAAUCGCAACUUCCAUCAAUGUAUCAUUUUAUUUCGUUUCGAUUUUCUCUUAACUUUUUUUUCGUGAUUUACAGUGAGGACUAAGUAUAAUGUUGUAUAUUUUUGUAACAUCAUAGCGCAUUGUUUCUUCCUUUUUUCUUUUUUUUCUUAGGAAAAUAUGUUGGAUGACACGUCGUCAGUAAUUCAAAAUCGUGUACUUCAUACUCGAAUGGAACUUUUUGCGGUCAUUGCGAUGCUGAAGAGUAGUUUGGUGUUUAGCGUGCGCCGUUUACCAGUCACUUAAAAAUUAAUUAAUACGCGAUAAAGUUUAAUAAGCUCAAUAUAUAUAUAUAUAUAUAUAUAUGUAUAUUUUAUUUUGUAAUAACAAUUUUUUCUUUCUUAUUUCUUUUCGUUGAUAUCCAACAUAGAUUCCUAGUUCUUAAAGAUAGUGUGGAGUUUAUGCCGGAGUUUUUGGUUUUACAAAAGAUACUAUUAAUAAAUUUAUUGGCUUCUUUUGGUUUUUUUUUCUCUCUCUCUCUUUUUUUUUUUUUUUUUUUAUUGAUUCUUUCACUUAAACGAAAUUCAAGGAAAUAUGUCCUUCUAAAACGAAUGGAUACGUAUGUUAUGAUAGACAUAUGUGUGUGUGUAGAUAUUGACAUAGCCUACAGUAUUUUCUUGCAUAUAUAAAAAUAUAUUCUGUACAGUUUUGUAUUUUCCUAGUUAUUUAUGAAUAAUACGUUGUGAAAUUAUAAUAAUAUAUAAAUAACAUAUUUCUUUGUGCACGAAUGAAAGAAUCUAAAUAGACAAAAGAACUUAUCAGUCUGGAUAUACUUGCAAUAUAUUGAAAGAAUUUAUAUCUUAUCAAUUAUAACGUAUUUUAUACUUUUUUUUUUCUUAUAUGUAUAUUAAUUUUCUCAAUUAAUUUCUAUUACACUUACAUUUUCUGUUCAAGAUGUGUCAGUAUAAUAGAUGCAUUUAUAUUUGAACAUUAGUUGUGUGACACACAAUUUGCUAAAUACACAUUUCGAUUCAACAAGAAGAAGCAGUUAUAGAGACUAAAUUAAAAAAAAGUGUCAGGCAUUCCACUUUAUCUUUUCUUUAUGGAUUUAAUGAUGUAAAUGUGCUUUUUUUGUUUUAAUGCGAUCACGGAAUUAAAGUGUAGUGUUAAUUUUUAAUUGGAGAUUUUUCACACUGUCAAGAUUCUGUAAACAAAUAGCAACAAAUUAAAUCGACAAUUUUUAUAUUUAUAAAUAUAUACUAUAAAAUUACCAUAUCCUUUAUAUUCUUUUUUUUUUUUUCUGCAAACUGUUACAAAUAUUGUUCCGAUGGUGAUCUCAAAAAAAAAAACACUGACUACUAAAUUUAAGAUUUAGAGUGCUAUUUGAUUGCAAUAAACGGCAAUUUUACCUAUUUCUCGCUUUAAUUUAUUCUAUUAAUAAGAUGCCAAUCUAUAUUGUAUAAAUAAUUGAAAAAUCCGCGAUAUAUAUACAGUAGAACAUUAUCAAAACAGGAAGCAGCCCAUAAAUUAAUUGGUAUAUAAUUUGUUUGUAUAUUCAUUACUUACUUGUAUCCUGAUCAACAUACAUAUAUUGUAUCAUUGUUUAGUUAUUAGAAAUAUACAAUAUUCUCUACAAGCGCACGUAUAUAUGUAACACAAAUACAAAUCUUAUUCUGCAAUAUUAAUAGUAAAUGUUAGUGAUAAUUUAAUUUGAUAUAUGUACAUAUAUAUAACAAUAUACUCUGUGCUUAGUAUAGCGUAUAACAAAAUCCAUUCAAAUUCCAUACAUUUCAUUUAAAUAUAACUUGUGAUCAAAAGUGUUUUUCGUAAAUUUUUUUUAUUUAAACUGUUUAAUUUCCUAUUUAAACGCAUGGAUAUUUAUACUUUUUGAUGAGAAAAUAGAAAAGUAUUAUUCUAAAUUUUAUUUUUUUUCACACAGCUUCAUAUUAAAUCCUCUCAACGGCGGAUUUAAAAAUUUAUCAAUUUUUUGAAUCCAAUCUCAUUCUGAUACUAAGUGCAGAUAUUUGAAUAUAUUACAAAGAUGAAAAAGUUUUGUGAUCGUAUUCUCUUAUCUCUCCUUAAAAAAAAAAAAAAAAAACACCUAUC